AAGUACUUCUGCUAUUUUGUGGAAAGGCCGUGUAUUUAAUAAUCAUAGUACUGUAAUCAUGGAGAGUGUGUAUAUGCUGGUUUUCGUCCUUGGGCUUUUGGGGUUUGCAUCGACUGAUUUUAUGAUCAACGAUCUGGACCACCCUUGUGUGCGGAAGUGCAAGACUGGGCAAAAACCAAUGACGUGCGAAUAUGAUUGGACGGUCGAGUCAUACUUAUCCAUGUCACGUGCUUGCUACCAAUGUCCAUUCAACGAGUUUGACUGUCAUCGACCACAUUGUAUACCCAUGGCCGGAUACAUGAGACCCGUCUACUCGGUUAACCGUCGUCUACCCGGGCCGAGUAUACAGGUAUGUGAAAAUGAUGUCAUCGUGGUUAACGUACGCAACAGAAUGCAGAACGAAGAAGGUGAGGGGAUUCACUGGCAUGGCUUGCAUAUGAGAAACGCUCAACAUAUGGAUGGGGUCCCGCAUAUUACCCAAUGUCCAAUCAGCGCUGGACACGAUUUCACUUACAAGUUCGAAGCAACUCUGCCCGGUACACACUGGUGGCAUUCGCAUGCUGGAAACCAUCGGUCAGACGGUGUGUUUGGUCCCAUUAUCAUACGACAGUCUGAAAAGGACGAUAUCAACAGCGACCUCUACGACAGAGAUGAUCCGAGUCACGUGAUUACCAUAAUCGAAUGGACAAAAGCCAUGACGAGUACUGUAGACCUGUCCCUCUUUCAUGGUGUGCAAAUGAGCCCUUGUGAUGGUAUUCUUAUCAAUGGAAGAGGAACAAAUCACGUUGUGACCCGUCCUGACAAUAUAAGUGCAUCGGUGGGCCACCAUCUGAUGUAUGUCAAGAAAGGUCUUCGAUACCGCUUCCGGGUCAUAGGGGCCGCUGCUAACGUCGCUGCGUUUAUAUUCUCCAUCGAUAAUCAUCGACUCAAAGUGAUAGCUAUGGAUGGUGCCCCGGUGGCCCCUUUCGAUGUUGAUAGGAUCACAGUUUUCUCGGGGGAUAGAUACGAUAUUGUUGUAACUGCUGACCAGCGACCAACUAAUUACUGGAUAAGAGUUGCGGGGUUGUUGGAUUGCUUUCGUCAUCAGGAGGUUGGUAUCCUGCGCUAUGCUGGAACACCGAAGGGUACCGUUCCAAAAGCCGAUAGGACUAAGAGAGCGUCAGGUAGUCUCUUGAAUCCCUAUGAUGGCAAUCUCAGCCAUGAUGCUACUUUUAUAUCGGAACUCACAGACGCUGAAGAAAAACGAGACGACCUUAGUCACGCUGACGUCACACACUAUCUCGAACUUAAUGGUGUAUGGAGAAAUGGUGCAAAGGGACUUCACCAUCCUGUUUUCUAUCCAUAUGAACGUGCAUCAAACACUACCUACACGGACACUCCUGUGACUGUCAUCAAUAAUAUAUCGUUUGCAUUCCCCCACGUACCGCUGCUAUCCCACUGGCAAGAUGUGAAGCCUUCGUCAUGGUGUAACGAGGACUCUUUGCGGAAGUCAGGCAAAAACUGCGUGUACGAGGCAUGUGAUUGUAUACAUCGGAUUGACAUCAGAGAGAAUCAGGUAGUGGAGCUGGUAUUUAUCAACGUAAUAGACAUCUUGGCCCAUCAAAUGCACCUCCACGGGUACACCACCGAGAUAAUUGGCAUGGCCAAGAUGUACGACUAUUUCACAAUUGAAGAUUUCAAGCGCUUGGAUGCUGAGGGAAAGAUCAACCGUAAUCUGAAGAAUGCUCCCAGGAAAGAUUCCUUUAUGGUGCCCCAAGGAGGAUAUCUUAUCCUCAGAUUCAGAGCCAACAACCCAGGCUGGUGGCUCUUGCAUUGUCAUGUUGAUUAUCACCUGAAGCUCGGUAUGGGCAUGGUGAUUCAUGUUGAAGGUGAUAUGGCGCCACCACCGUCUAAUAUGCCGAAAUGCACCGAUUCUUGAAUGAGACAUUCUGAUAAUUGGCUGACUAUGUCCAACAAAGCUGACUCUACACAGUAUCGAACGCUACGUAAUUUAAUAUUAAAAUUACGUGCACACGUUGGUAUUAAUAAUGCAUAAACCAUUUUCAUUGAAUUUGAUUCAAGAUAAAGAGCGGUGUAUAUAACACGUGGAGCGUCUCUGGAAGUCUCGCAUACAUUACGCGAUUCAAUAUGUCAGCAGUGCUGACUUAGAAAAUGACUUUAAAAAAAUUAUUCCCCCCAAAAACCUAAUUUAUAUGAUAAUGUGAUACUACGUUCAUUGACCCUAAAUGACAUUUUACCGUGAUCAAGUGACCUACGACUGGUGCAAGAUGAGCAAUUAUACUGGAUUACUCAUAUGUCCACAAUUCAUUAACUAUGUCCAUAACCUCCAAAGUUAUGAUGGCACGUCAACAAUUACCUACAACAUGGCCAAAGUUCAUCGACCUUAAGAGACAUUCGAUCUUUGUCAUUUGAUCUGAAACUCGCACAGGAUGCUCAGUGAUAUUUGAUUACUCUUAUGUCCAAGUUUUAUG
Messenger RNA from Lytechinus variegatus (green sea urchin), 2471 nucleotides. RefSeq names its product laccase-4-like. NCBI's taxonomy places the organism in Eukaryota, Metazoa, Echinodermata, Echinoidea, Temnopleuroida, Toxopneustidae. Gene Ontology annotation, molecular function: copper ion binding; oxidoreductase activity. The transcript has 10 exons. The coding region runs from base 59 to 1918 and encodes 619 amino acids. Gene Ontology annotation, cellular component: plasma membrane. The record is from RefSeq and is a predicted model, not a curated record. Gene Ontology annotation, biological process: iron ion transport.